Messenger RNA from Neurospora hispaniola, 873 nucleotides. RefSeq names its product ribosome-associated protein (Rap-1). Gene Ontology annotation, molecular function: structural constituent of ribosome. Bases 1 to 873 code for a protein of 290 amino acids. The transcript is spliced from 5 exons. The record is from RefSeq and is a predicted model, not a curated record. Gene Ontology annotation, cellular component: 90S preribosome; ribosome; cytosolic small ribosomal subunit. NCBI's taxonomy places the organism in Eukaryota, Fungi, Ascomycota, Sordariomycetes, Sordariales, Sordariaceae. Gene Ontology annotation, biological process: ribosomal small subunit assembly; cytoplasmic translation.
AUGGCGCCCGCUAACCUCCCCUCCAUCUUCAAUGCCACGAGCACCGAUAUUGAGCAGCUCCUUGCUGCUCAGUGCCACAUCGGCUCCAAGAACCUCGGUGUUCACAUGCAGCCUUACCUCUGGAAGACUCGCGCCGACGGUGUCAACAUCUUGAACGUUGGCAAGACCUGGGAGAAGAUCGUCCUUGCUGCCCGCAUCAUCGCCGCCAUCGACAACCCGGCCGACAUCUGCGUUAUCUCUGCCCGUCCCUACGGUCAGCGUGCCGUCCUGAAGUUCGCCGCCCACACCGGUGCUCAGGCCAUCGCCGGUCGCUUCACCCCCGGUUCUUUCACCAACUACAUCACCCGCUCUUUCAAGGAGCCCCGCCUCAUCAUCGUCACCGACCCCCGCACUGAUGCCCAGGCCAUCAAGGAGGCUUCCUACGUCAACAUCCCCGUCAUUGCCCUCUGCGAUGCCGACUCGCCCACCGAGUACGUCGAUGUUGCCAUCCCCACCAACAACAAGGGUCGCCACGCCAUCGGCUGCGUCUGGUGGAUGCUUGCCCGUGAGGUCCUCCGCCUCCGCGGUACCAUCUACAACCGCGAGACCCCCUGGGACGUCAUGGUCGAUCUUUACUUCUACCGCGACCCCGAGGCUGAGGCCGAGGAGAAGGUUGAGGAGGAGAAGCUCCCUGGUGUUGAGGAGGAGGGUGUUGCCGCCAUUGAGUCUGGCUUCCCCGCCACUGGUGACUGGGAGGCUGCCCCCGCUGGCUUCCCCGCCACCGGUGAGUGGUCCGAUGCCGCUCCCGGUGCCGCUGCCCCCAACUGGGACGCUACUGCCCCUGCCACCACUGCUGACUGGGCCGCCACCGAGGCCAAGGAGUCCAGCUGGUAA